This is a messenger RNA of Toxoplasma gondii ME49, 4504 nucleotides long. Its product is annotated as polyA polymerase. Bases 1273 to 3708 code for a protein of 811 amino acids. The record is from RefSeq and is a predicted model, not a curated record. Gene Ontology annotation, cellular component: nucleus. NCBI's taxonomy places the organism in Eukaryota, Apicomplexa, Conoidasida, Eucoccidiorida, Sarcocystidae. The transcript has 7 exons. Gene Ontology annotation, molecular function: poly(A) RNA polymerase activity; RNA binding.
ACCGAGAAAAGACGGCGGCGGCGAAGGCGAACCGCUCUUUCCGCGUCUGUUUGCCAGAAUCGCGUUCCGGACGUUUGCUUUGCCUCUUCUUUGCCUCCGCGCCUGCUCUGAAAGACAGGCUCUGUCGUCGAACUCGCUGCCUUUCCUUCUGGCUCUUUUUGCGUUUCUCCUCUUCUAUUUCGUCUCCGCUGUGCCCCUGUGUUUCUGCGUCUCCGUCCUGUCUCUUGCGCUCCGCCGUCCUUCCCCCGGUGCACCCGCGGAGAAAGAGUACUUUUGCCCUGCGCGUCGAGGAGCGAGGAGUUUGUUUUCUUCCGCUGCUCACAGAAAAUGCCUUCCGCUUGAAGAAGGAACCUCCUCUCGUCUGGAGACUGGCUUUCGGCUCAAAUCUGCAGACGCGCUCUCCCUCCUACUCUGUCUUCGGAAGCUGCGGUCUCGCCUCGCUCUCUCGCCUCGCUCUCUCGCCUCGCUCGCUCACCUCGCUCGCUCACCUCGCUGUCUCGCCUCGCUCUCUCUCUCUCCCAGCCAGUUCCUUUCUCUUCUUUUUUUCUUUCUCUCUUUCCUCCGGUCCUUCUCGUUCUCUUCCUUUUCCUCCCUGUUCCUCUCCGUCGGUUCUUUCUGUGUUCGCCGCCCCCUCCUGCCUGUCUCCCUGUCUGAGUUAAAGCGUUGUCUUCCACACUGCCUCUCUCGCUGUCUCGGUCUGCUCGACUCCCCUCCCAGCGGGAAAGCGAUGCGUCUUGGUCUCCUCGGAGAAUUUGCUUUGCUUCCGCUGCAUGCGUCUCGCGCACAGCGUCUCUCCUCGCGGGAGGUCUCCACGGACGGCGGUGAUUCUCAGAGCCAGAGCCUCGGUCUUCGCGCCGUCUAACUUCGCUCUCCUCGAUCCGCCCAGACUGAGUCGUAGACGUCUGAGGCUUUUCUCCCUUCUGCGAGCCUGCGGGGAGCACGAACUUCUUUCACAAGACCAGUGUCUCAAGCGAAAGAGUUCCUUGUUUUUCUCGCCUUGCUCCUCGUUGUCGCUGCUUCUUGCUCUCGGUCUGGUCUCGUCCCCUCGCUUCUCGUGCGGCAUUGUGUUUCUUCUUCUCGAGCUGGCUGGAGAGAGAGACCUCGAGCUGCGCCUGCCUGUCUUUUCCGCCUCGAGUUCGGAGUUCAGCCUGUCUGCCUCUCUGUUCUUCGCUGCACCUCGCCUGCCCGUUGGCAGUUGCGCGUCUGCUCCGUCCUGCUUCUCGAACGUUCUCUCCCGAACCGCAGAAGUCCUUCGUUCUCGAGUUCGGCACAAUGCUGGAGAAGACAGUUGCGUCCAUUCAUCCUCUCUCUGCUUCUUCUGCCUCUCACACCUCCUCAGAGUCCUCCACGACGCGUCGUCCGUCUCCUCCUGCUCCUCUCUCUUCUCCCGGCACUGAUUCGCGAAAGCCUUCUCCGUCUUCUUCUCUCUCUUCUUCUUCUCUCUCUUUUUCUUCUUCUCUCUCUUCUUCUUCUUCUUCUCUCUCUUCUUUUUCUCUCUCUUCUUCUUCUCUCUCUUCUUCUUCUCUCUCUUCUUCUUCUCUCUCUUCUUCUUCUCUCUCUUCUUCUUCUUCUCUCUCUUUUUCUUCUUCUUCCUCUCUCUCUUCUUCUUCUUCUCUCUCUUCUUCUUCUCUCUCUUCUUCUUCUCUCUCUUCUUCUUCUCUCUCUUCUUUUUCUUCUUCUCUCUCUUCUUCUUCUUCUCUCUCUUCUUCUUCUUCUUCUUCUUCUUCUUCUUCUCUCUCUUCUUCUUCUUCUUCUCUCUCUUCUUCUUCUUCUCUCUCUUCUUCUCUCUCUUCUUCUUCUUCCUGUCUCUCUUCUUCUUCUCUCUCUUCUUCUUCUUCUCUCUCUUCUUCUGGCCAGGGAGCCGGGGAGGUGUCUCGCAGUUCGCUAUGGCUGCGUGCGAUGGGCGACGCGCCGGUCAUCACGCAGACGCGUCCGUACGCGUUUGGAGUGACGAAUCCGGUGAACGUCAAGCUUCCGCAGGAGGGGGACCUCCACCGGAGCAACGAGUUGAUCAGUGUGUUGCGAGCGCUGAAUCUGUACGAGACGGCGGCGGGGAAUCUGCAGCGCGAGCGCGUCUUGAACGAGUUGAACCGUAUCGUCGUCGACUGGGUCGUCGAAGUCGGCAUGGAGCAAGGCCUGGACGAACAGGAAGCGCGACAGGCUGGGGGAAAGAUCUUCACCUUCGGCAGCUACCGCCUGGGCGUAGUCACUCCCGGCAGCGACAUCGAUACGUUGUGUGUGACGCCGCGACAUGUCUCUCGAGACGCGUUCUUCAAGAUUCUCUACGCGAAGCUCCAGCAAGACGCGCGCGUCUCGAAGCUCACACCCGUUCCAGACGCAUACACGCCGGUGCUCAAGUUCAGCUUUGACGGAGUGGAGAUCGACCUCCUCUUUGCGCGGCUGCCGCUGCCUGUGAUCCCCAGCUCCUGGAACUCGCUCGAGAACGACCUGGUCCUACGGCACGUCGACGAGAAGACUGCGCGAAGUGUGAAUGGGUCGCGCGUCGCCGACCUCAUUCUGAAGCUCGUUCCGAAUAAAGAAACGUUCAAAGUCACUCUGCGCUUCGUCAAGCACUGGGCGAAGGCUCGCGGCAUCUACAGCAAUGUACUUGGCUACCUCGGCGGCGUCAGCUGGGCGAUCCUCGUCGCGAGAUGUUGCCAGCUGUACCCAAACUUCGCGCCCAGCCAACUGGUUCACAGAUUCUUCACCGUGUACAGCAUCUGGAACUGGCGCAACAGUCCCGUCCUCCUCUGCAGAAUCAAGGAACACUCUGCCGAUGGUCUCGCCAACUUCAAAGUCUGGAAUCCCAAAGUCAAUCUGCAGGAUCGACACCAUUUGCUUCCUAUCAUCACCCCAGCCUUUCCGUCGAUGAACAGUACGCACAAUGUGAGCUUGUCGACGAAGCGCGUGAUCACUGAGGAGUUUGCAAACGCGAAGCGGAUUUUCGAUAUCUGGGAUAAGAAGAAGGAAAUUUCGUGGACCGAGGCGCUGCAUUUGGUCUUGAAGCCUCUCGACUUCACCUCCUUCAAACAUUUCCUCGAACUGCAAGUCUUCGCACAAAAUGAAACGGUCCACCGCAAAUGGCUAGGCUGGGUCGAGUCGAAGGUUCGCUUCUUGGUGCGACAGCUGGAACGCCUCGCCGCAGGUCCUCCUUUCAAUCAGGGCGGGAGCACACCCAAGUUCGAAGCUGCGAUGACUGUGCGGCCGAUUCCCUGCACCUUCUCCUUCCAGGAACCUGGUUGGGAGUGCGCUUCGUCGAUGCUCGUUGCCCUCAACUUUGCUCAGCAGCCGUGCGUCAUCGACCUGCGGCCGGCAGCUGGGGAGUUCGUCGACCUGAUCAACCAAUGGCCAGAACGCGCCCAGCUCGACGGCCAGAUUCAGCUGCGCGUCAAGCACCUCAGGCGCUCGCAGUUGCCUGCCUACGUCCUCAAACAGAAACCAGCUGCCAGUCCCAUCGCCCCUCUUGCUUCUUCUUCUUUGUCAUCUUCUUCGUCGUCUUCUUCGUCGUCGUCUUCUUCGUUGUCUUCUUCGUCGUCGUCUUCUUCGUUGUCUUCUUCUUCGUUGUCUUCUUCUGAGGCGUUGUCUGUGGGGGUGACAGCUGCUGAGGGCCAAGAGAAGCGAGAGAGAGCGAAGGAAGUUCUCGGAGGCGACGUUGGAGACUCUCAGCUCAAGCGUCGCCGCAUUCAGGAGGGGGAGACGACUACUUGAAAGCCGAGGGCCAGCGCGGGCGGUGCCUGGUGCCUUGUCUUGUGUUCUCGUGAGCAAGAGCGAGAAGAGUCACUCUGUGCGCUUCUUUCUUUGCCUUCGACUCUCGAGGCGGACUUGCCCAGUUGUCUUUGCGCGAGCUGCACCAGCGGCCAGCAAGCCUGCUGCAUGAAUGCAUCGAUUUUAACGCGUUCUCAAGCGUCGCCUUCGAGGAUUGGAGCCUGGAGCAAAAACUCCUUUUCUUCGUUUUCUGUACCGAGCAGGCGUCCUCGAGUGAGCUAUCGGCCAAAGAGAAGCGCGAGUGAAGCGCAGAGGUGCAUGCAGUUUUUCUGUUCCAAGUUUGGGACUUUCGCAUGCAUUACGCCUGUCAGAGACAACUGCAGUCUGCACUCCCUGCUCCACAGGCUACAGCUGGAUUCAGCGUUCGUGUAAACGAGCUUUGUCUGACUUGUGUUCACCUAUCGGCACCCGCCGAUGCGUUUGGGAUUUCCACGCGAGGUAAACUCUGUUGACUCUUCACAGGCGAUGGCGAACGCCCUGUGGCGUCGCGGCGCCCGCAGCGGCGCCUUCAGUCUUUUUUCGCUGACGAACUUGCAUGCGCGCAUGCAGUCGUAUGGACGAACAUGUCUUUCGAGCACGAUGGAUGCCAGGAUCUUUGGGAGUUGCCCUUUUUCUUUUUUCUUUUCGAUUUUUCUCCACGCCAUCGGUACUUUUUUGUCUCGGCGCACAGCGUCUCGAGCAGUUCGCAAAGCUGACGAAAAUCCAUUCCACGACUCGGUUUUAAGCCUCUUGUCGCUCG